Molecule: messenger RNA, 2435 nt
Organism: Echinops telfairi (small Madagascar hedgehog)
Lineage: Eukaryota; Metazoa; Chordata; Mammalia; Afrosoricida; Tenrecidae
Gene: PLAT
Product: plasminogen activator, tissue type
Exons: 12
Coding region: 138-1664 (508 amino acids)
Biological process (GO): plasminogen activation; smooth muscle cell migration
Cellular component (GO): extracellular region
Molecular function (GO): serine-type endopeptidase activity
Source: RefSeq, a predicted model, not a curated record
UCCUGUUAGAAACUUAAAGGAGGCCGGCACCGCAGGCUCGGAGAGACGGGAGCCAGACCCUGCUAGAGGCCUGCCCUGAAGAGAAGGCUUUGGAGGAAAGGAGCUUCUUCGUCCAGAAUUUAAGAGACACUGAAGAAAUGACUAAAAUGAAGAGAGACCUCACGUGUCUACUGCUGCUUUGUGGCGUGGUCACCAUCACUUUGUCCAGCCAGGAAAGUCACGUCCGAUUCAAAAGAGGAGCCAGAUCUUACAGAGCGACCUGCAGAGAUGAAAAGACACAGAUGGUAUACCAGCAACACGAGUCAUGGCUGCGCCCCAUGCUCAGAAGCAACCGGGUAGAAUACUGCCGGUGCAACAGCGGCAGGCCUCAGUGCCACUCCGUGCCCGUCAAAAGUUGCAGCGAACCCAGGUGCUUCAGUGGGGGACUAUGUCGGCAGGCUGUGUAUUUCUCAGAUUUCGUCUGCCAGUGCCCUGAAGGAUUUCUGGGGAAGCGCUGCGAAAUAGUUUUCAGAAACCCAGACCAGGACUCAAAACCCUGGUGCUACGUCUUCAAAGCAGGGAAGUACAACCCAGAGUUCUGCAGCACGCCAGCUUGCGCCAAGGAAAAAAAUGGGGAUUGCUACUCUGGAAAUGGGUUCGAUUACCGCGGCACCCACAGCCUGACCACAUCUGGGGCCACCUGCCUGCAGUGGAAUUCUAGGAUCCUGAUAGGCAAGAUUAACACAGCAUGGAAGAGCACCGCCCCCACCCUGGGCCUGGGCCAACACAAUUACUGCCGGAAUCCCGAUGGGGAUGUCAAGCCCUGGUGCCAUGUGUUGAAGAGCCGCAAGCUGACGUGGGAAUACUGUGACGUGCCCCAGUGCUCCACUUGUGGCCUGAGACAGGACAAGCAGGCUCAGUUUCGCAUUAAAGGAGGACUCUACACGGACAUCACCGCCCAUCCCUGGCAGGCUGCCAUCUUUACUAAGAACAGGAAGGACCCAGGAGAGAGUUUUCACUGCGGGGGCAUCCUGAUCAAUUCCUGCUGGGUCCUGUCUGCUGCACACUGCUUCCAGGAGAGGUUUGCUCCCCAGAACCUGAAGGUGGUCUUGGGCAGAACGUACCGGUUGAUCCCGGGAGAGAAGGAGCAGAAAUUUGAAGUCGAAAAAUACAUCGUCCAUAAGGAAUUUGACUUCGACACUUACAACAAUGACAUCGCACUGCUGAAGCUGAAAUCCGACUCAUCCCACUGUGCCCAGGAGAGCAACUCCGUGCGCCCCGUCUGCCUCCCCGAAGCCGGCCUGCAGCUGCCGGACUGGACGGAAUGUGAGCUCUCCGGUUACGGAAGGCACGAGGCCAGUACGUGGACGUCUAGCCCCAUCCUGUCCGCGGGCACACAGAGGAAAAAGUGCUUAGGAGAGCUGGGUUCCAGCCUCAGCCCAGGCACUCAUCGGCAACCUGGAAGCCGGUUCCUGGCCUCCCUCCCCUGGGGGACCCGCACCACCUGCCUCACGAGGUGCAGGUCCAGGAAAGGUGACUCCGGAGGCCCUUUGGUGUGUGUCAAGGACAAGCGCAUGACUUUGGUUGGCAUCAUCAGCUGGGGCAUUGGCUGCGGGCAGAAAGACGUUCCAGGUGUAUAUACCAAGGUUACUAAUUACUUGGACUGGAUUCGAGACAACAUGUGACUUUGACCAAGGAAACCCAGCUGUCUGAAAUCCGCUCUGAUCUUCCCUUCUUCUGCAAAGAUGGAGCGAGUCUUUCUACCGGCCUCUCCUUAAACCUCCCCACAGAACUGGGAAAAGGACAGGCACGAGAGGGAAGCGUGUGCAUAUUUUACAGAUGCUUCCCCUUCGGGAAGUUUCCGGACGUGAAAGCCUGAUUUCAGAAUGGAUUCGACCAGACAGGAAGACGGAAUGUCCAGGAAUACCACUUACAUAAAAGGCGAACAAAAGCCCAACCUCUUGAAUGUGUCAAUAUGAGCAGCUUGGAAACUGGGGCAGCAAGAUAAAAGCACGCCUUGGUAAUGGAGCAUAACUAGAUCCUUCAAGAAAGGGUCGCAUUAGAAAUAGAAUGUGUAGGAGAGUCAAAAGAAAGUCAACAGGGCCCCCAAACAAAGGAUGGGUGGGCUGGCCGGUCAGCUCGGGGUACGUUUCUCCCAGAAACCACAGGGAGUUCUCCCAGAAACCACAAAGAAACCAUCCUUUGAGACAGGUACUGCUCCCCUCUUCUUUACAACUCUUGUCAGGCAGCCCUUACUUUGGUGUACAGUAUAAAUCUUUUCCUCUUUAUACAUUUUACAGCAGAUCAGGAGAAUCAUAUCAUUUUAAUAGUUGAUAAAUGAAACCUUAGAUAUUUAUAACUAUCAGUCCAUGUUGUCUUUAUUUUCAGUUGCCAUGCCUUGUACUAUACUAUAGCGAACUGAUACAUUUUCAAAAAUAAAUAUAUUUUUCACAUUG